AACAAAAGAUCCGUUUUUUUUGUGCAACUGCCAACGAUUGUGUGCAUUAGUUUUAAUUAUUCGCUGUAGUUUUCAUGUCUGUAUACAAUUUCUGUGUUAUUUUACGUUAUUUUGUGAUUAUUCUAUGUUCAAUUGUGCCGAAUUAGUUAAUUUUAUCCAGUGAAUUACAUUCGCGUCUGCAGCAAGCUUUUUUAACGUCCACCUGGAACCACCUGUAGCUGCCCAAAAUGGAAAGCACAAGUGCCAACAACAGCAGCAUUCGCAUCAAAACACCACCAUCAUCAAUCAGUUGGAAAAAGUUAUUCCGAGGAUUCGAAGCGGACGAGCGGUCACAUUCCGAGGAGGACAAAGAGAACAGUAGCGUUGGAAGUUUCAGUAAACCGUCCCAGAAGCAGCAGCAGCAGCAACGAUUUGCUUGCACGACGAGCAAGAAGCGGAUUAAUUUCAAGCGUCGUAGGCCAGCUGCUGUAGCGGAAGGAUCGACGCUUUCCCCGUAUGGUGGGGGUCCAGGAGGGCUGAAACCGUGCAGUGUUUUUACGCCUUUGAACAAGCUCAAACCGACCCAACUCAUCGGUUCCGGGACCGACUCGGACUGGCGUAGUUUCUUCAGCAAUUCGUUCGAGGUCAACCAGAGCUUUCCUUGCGCUACAACCAGACGUCAGGAGCGUCGCCGUCGUCGUCACUGUCGGGAUGACGACCGGCGCUAUCUGCUGAACACACCGCUACGUGUCUACCGAGUUGUUCCAUCAGCUGCCACCACCACCGGAAGAGGAAAGCAUCAACGGUCCGGCUUCAUGGAUCGCGUUCGGGUAGAUGGAGCCAACGGGCUACGGUUUACGGCAUUCCGGCCGAAAGGAUGCCUCUCGCAUGGCGUCAAUUCGCCGUAUAACAAUUCCUAUGUGGCUUCGACUUCGGAGUCGAUUGGGCGCCUACCGAAGAGUGGAAUCAAUCCGAACAAGGCCGUCUUUACGAUCGAUUCCAAGACGUCGCAGAUUUUGAUCGUAAACCGGAAUGCGUGUGAUCUGCUGGGUUACAGCUCCAAGCAGCUGUGCGAGAUGCAGUUUGCCAGUUUGCUGCCCAACAAGAAUAAGAUGCAUGUUUCUGCGCUGGCGGAGGGACAGCUCAAUAGCGAAGAUGGAACUGUGAUCAUACUGAGUGGAAAGGUUGUUGAGUUAUGUACGAAAUCUGGCGAGAAUGUAGCCGUUUCCCUGUGGGUUAGGCAGAUUGAUAGCGAAUCGAGAUGUUUGGCUGUUGCCGAGCCGGUUGAGCGAAGAGUGGCUCAGCUGUUGGUGGACAAGACCGGAUACAUAAUUUCCGGGGAUUACGAGGCGUUGCUGCUGUUUCAGCUGGAUUCAAUUGAGAAAUUCAGUGGUAUGGAUGUUACGCUGUUGAUUCCGGCGAUUCUGCUUCCGGAUGCCGAUAAUAGUAUGAUUGCGAAGCACAUUCGUAAGCAAAAAGCGACGGGCAAAACGGCAGAAGGGAUGGCCUUUCCGCUUUGUCUGAUGAUCUCCCAUCACGACUCGGGAACGGACACCAACGAUAGUGGUUUAUCGAAUCCGAACCAUCUGUACGUGAUCACCAUUUGGGUGUUCACCAACAUCUCCGGGUUGAUUGUGGUGGAUGAAAAUUCCGUGAUCGAAUCGUGCAAUCACCACUUUUCGAUGCUGAUGUUUGGCUACCCGCAGCACAAGAUCAUCGGAGAGCAUAUUACGAAAAUUUUGCCCAACUUUGGUCAGGAAUGCGACUAUUUGGGCUUCAUGAAUCGCAGUCGGAAUGCCACGCUUUCGUCCCUGGACAAUGACGAGUCGGAAACGGAGACGGAUCAUGUGGAUUUCGAAAACAAAGAAGAGUUUAUCCAUAACGCGAUCAAUAGCAUGAAGAGCAGUACGGAUGUGAUUUGCAGUCCGGUAAAGGAAACGAGGAAGAUAUGCUUGGACUUUACAUCGACUUCCACCAGUAGCAAUCGCAGUAGUGGGAACCAACCAGCCGAGGGCAAUGAAGUAGUUGAGCAGGUGGAUGCCGUCGUCGCUGACAUAUCGCUCAACCUGGUCUCUGAACCGAACGAAUCCAGUGGCCUAUUCAGUUCGAUCAUCGUUAGUUCCGUGCCGGAAAAUCUGCUCUACCUGGAAAGUAAUAGUGAGAACAACCGAAAUUACGCCAACCUUUCCAAUUCGGCCAGUUGCAAUGCAUUGAAAUCGGUUGCCUCGGCAGGUGCCGCGUGUCCGGUAAAGGAAACUCUUACCAAAGCUCCCGCAUUGGAAGAUUGCCUAAACAUUGUCGAUUGUGACCUUCUAACGCCCGUUAACGAAUGCUUGAAUCUGCUCAGUGGCAAAAACAGUACAGCUGAAAGUCCUGCGAAGGAAAAACGCUACUCAUCGGAGGACAUCCAUUCAGCCUUGAUGAAGAACUCUUCCAGUGAGGACUAUUCGGCUCCGCUGAGUGCUCCUCCGACGGUCACGACUCCUCGGUAUGUCAAACCGUACGAGCUGUCGAAGACAAUGGUCACGUCAACGCCAGAUCAACAGAAACGACAUUCGGCCGUUGGAACGCUUCCGAUUCCGUGUGGACCACGCAGGUCGAUCUAUUCGGAUGGGAAGUACCGCGGGGAAGCGAUUCACUAUGAUGGCAACGUGAUCGACAUACUGUACACCAUUUCGAACCAGACGCUUCCUUGCGGGAGGAAGGUCUACUGCAUCUGGGUAAGCCGGGAUCCGGAUUCGUCGUACAACAACCUGGAGGAUGAGGAUAAGCAUCAGAAUCUGACGUUGACGUUCAACAGUGUGACCAGUACGGUGGACAAUUCGCUUGGGCAGGCCAUCAAGAAUACUGCUGCUGCGCAGCACUCGGAUCGGCCCAGUUCCGUCUCCCGUAUGUCGCAGUGCGAUGAAGAUUUGAUCCACGGAGAGUACAGCAAAUAUUACACGCUGGUGAGGCACAUCGGGAAGGGCGCGUACGGGUAUGUGAAGCUGAGCUACCGAAACUCGGAUAGGUUGCUGGUGAUAUCGAAGUUCAUACUGAAGGAGAAGCUCGUGCCGCAGUUCAUGAUAACGACCGAGGAGAAGCGGGAAAUUCCGAUGGAAGUGUACCUGUUGACGCACGUGAAGCAUCCGAACAUUGUCAACAUGUUCGAUUGGUUCGAGAACGACAAGUUCUUCCAGGUUGUGAUGGAAAUACACGGCUCCGGGAUGGAUCUGUUCGAGUUUAUCGAUCGAAGACCCGUCAUGACGGAGAAGCUGGGUUGUUGGAUCUUUCGACAGAUUGCUAAUGCGGUUGCUUUCCUACACUCGUUGAACAUUCUGCACCGGGACAUCAAAGACGAGAACGUUAUCAUCGAUCACAAUUUCCAUAUCAAGCUGAUUGACUUCGGAUCGGCGACAUUCGUGCAGGAAGGGCAACUUUUUUCUACCUUCUACGGCACGACCGAGUACUGCAGUCCGGAAGUGUUGGCAGGCAACCGCUACUCCGGUCCGGAACUGGAAAUGUGGGCUCUCGGUGUGACGCUGUACGUGUUGAUGUUCUUCGAGAACCCAUUCGUGGACGUUGAGGAAAUCCUGCAAUCCGAACUGAUCAUUCCGCACGAAAUCAGCGAAGAAUUGGAGUACGUGUUGCUUUCGCUGUUGGACAAGAAUCCCAAAACUCGGGUCACCAUCCAGGAGUUACUGGAUACGGAAUGGAUGACACAGGAGAUUAAUUCGUCGCAGUUCAAUUUUGCCAAAAUCGUCCCCUGCGAACCGUACGAAACCAACCCGGAGAAGUACUACGUAGAUGCGAACAUCUGUUCCAGUCAGACGGGACUGUCCACGUCGCCGCACAGCCUUUCGAUGGUGGAUGAUGUCGAUGGUGAAGAUGAUGAUGAGCAUGCCCACAUGGAUGAUUCGUUCAUGGAUCCCGACGAGAUGCUGGACGAUGAUAUUUGUCCCCUGUCGCACGAUGAUGAGAUUGGUCUCGAUGACGAUAUCUCCGGCAGAGAGAUGAAUAUUCUUUCCACCGGUCUCACCAGUCUGUCUCUGAGGGAACCUGACGGAACGUGCAUCAGUCUGGUCGAUGGCGACCGGAUUGGCCAACAAUCAACAACAGGAGCUUUAUUUCUACUAGAAGAAAAUGGUGAUACAGAAGAUAGUGAGAUACUGCUGGUGGUGUUGGAUGGUGAUGCUGACGAUAAGGAAGAGGAUGACGGUGGUGGUGCUGCUGCUGCUGACGACCGGGGGAUGGAACGAUCGGAAGGGACACUUCAGCACGAUCCGUCCAGUAGCAGCAGUUGCGUUGGUGGCGCCGCCAGUCCAUACAAUUCGCCGAGCAAAAGUAACCGUCAGAAGCGGCAGCAGCAACAACAGCGACGAAAGCGUGCUUGGGAAACGAACCACCCGGUCGUCGUCGUGAUGUCGGCAUCUUCCGUUGCUCCGAUUGCGGACCCUGGCAGUAAGGGUGAGUUGGAGGCUAGUGAAUGUGACUAUACCAAUGAUAGCUUCGAGGAAGACGAUGACAAUGGCGAGUGAAGACGUGGGAAUGAGACGAAUCCCGGAUGAGUUGACUUCUUUUCCAUUCCUUUUCAAACUGUUGCGACUCUUGUGCGGCGGGGGGGUUUGUAAAGCAAAACACACAAAACAAUAUGAUACUCAUUUAGUUCGAUACUCUCAUCAAAAGAAAAGAAUACCGAGAAAUUAUGACAAAAGAUAAUGAUUAGUUUUUUUUUAGCCGUAGACAGAUGGAGCUAUUAAUAGUUUAGAAUCACUGAUAGGAUAGUCCAAAGCAGACUCUAUAUAGUUAAAUCUCUAGGGAGAAGAACGGAGUCAACAGAGUCGUACACAACUUAGUAGUAUUAAUUAGUAGGAGAAAACAAGCAGAAUUAACAAAAAGAAAGAAGCACACACGAACAAAUUUAGCAUCUAUCAGAUUGAUUAUAUCAUUGUUGAACAGAUUAUUGAUUUUAAAAUAUAAAGCAACAAAAAAUACUCGGAACGUUUCGUACUGAAAGAAAGCAGUCAUUUGGAAAUCAAAUUUCAGCUCGAUUAAAAUUUAACUUCGGUAAG
This is a messenger RNA of Ochlerotatus camptorhynchus, 5030 nucleotides long. RefSeq names its product PAS kinase (gene Pask). Lineage: Eukaryota; Metazoa; Arthropoda; Insecta; Diptera; Culicidae. Gene Ontology annotation, cellular component: cytosol; nucleus; cytoplasm. Gene Ontology annotation, biological process: intracellular signal transduction; protein phosphorylation; negative regulation of glycogen biosynthetic process. Gene Ontology annotation, molecular function: protein serine/threonine kinase activity; ATP binding. The transcript is spliced from 7 exons. The coding region runs from base 228 to 4496 and encodes 1422 amino acids. The record is from RefSeq and is a predicted model, not a curated record.